Molecule: messenger RNA, 714 nt
Organism: Penicillium griseofulvum
Lineage: Eukaryota; Fungi; Ascomycota; Eurotiomycetes; Eurotiales; Aspergillaceae
Exons: 2
Coding region: 1-714 (237 amino acids)
Source: RefSeq, a predicted model, not a curated record
AUGGACGUCUACGACAAAUCCCCCAAAAAAAUAUCCCUACAGCAGCUGGCUGAUAUCUCAGUGACUACAGACUUUUUCCAAUGUCACGAGGUUGUCGGGAUGGCUGCUGGGAAAUGGAUAAAAGCCCUUAAGCCGCUUUUUUCAACUUCGUUCUCAGAAGAUACAAAAAAGUGGAUGAUGAUCGCCUGGGUUUUCAACUCCAAAGAUAUUCUUCAACAGACCGAAAAAAUCGCCAUGCAGCAAGGAAAAGGUUCCUUUAAGACAAGCAAUUUACCGAUCCCAAAUAGCAUCAAAGACAAAAUCGAUAAGGCGAGACAGGAAUACAUGGACUUACUCCAAGUAAACAUUGCAGCACGGAUUCAAGAUCUGCUAAUGACCCCGUCUACUGGCCCAUACGGGCAUUCCUCCUGCCAACCCGAGUGCGGCGCAGUAUACGUCGGUCUUAUCCUUCGCACACUAAACGAAAUGAAGAUAUCUUACUCGGCUGGUAUACCUUCCACACUUCCAUCUCGGCGUCAUGCUCCCCUUUUCACCGUCUCCUUUGGAAGGCUCAGUCCGAUUUCCAUCAACACCAUGGUCAACGGUUGGAAAUUGACAUCCACUUAUUAUGGCCGAUGUUCAAUUGAUGGCAACCCUUUUGGCACUGAUGUGAAGCGCGCCGCACAGAAUCUACCCACUUCGCUACCAAAUUCCGAGAUUCUGCCAUCAAAAUAG